This is a messenger RNA of Daldinia decipiens, 966 nucleotides long. RefSeq names its product KptA family-domain-containing protein. The record is from RefSeq and is a predicted model, not a curated record. NCBI's taxonomy places the organism in Eukaryota, Fungi, Ascomycota, Sordariomycetes, Xylariales, Hypoxylaceae. The coding region runs from base 1 to 966 and encodes 321 amino acids. The transcript has 2 exons. Gene Ontology annotation, molecular function: tRNA 2'-phosphotransferase activity. Gene Ontology annotation, biological process: tRNA splicing, via endonucleolytic cleavage and ligation.
AUGGAAGACGACGAGUUCGCCGAUGCCGCAGAGCGAAUGGAGGGCGUGGCUCUUAGGGGUAAAGGUAGAGGAGGACGGGAUCGACGCGGAGGCGGUGGAAGAGGAGGUGCAAAGGGCCAGGGCCGCGAGAUGUUGAUUUCCAAGGCGCUGUCGUCGCUGCUCCGACAUCAGGCUGAGAACGUGGGGAUUAAGCUUGAUGCUGAGGGGUAUGCGCCGCUGGAUAAAGUAAUCCAAUGGCCGCGCAUCCGCUCGCUCAACCCGUCUUUCGACGAGAUCCGCUCCUCGGUCGCGGACAACGCCAAGCAGCGCUUCGCCAUGAAGCCCAAGGACCCAUCUACGGAUCCGGAGAGCGCGCCGGCCGACCCGGCCGCGUGGCUGAUCCGCGCCAACCAGGGCCACAGCAUCGCGCUCGAGGCCGAGGCCAUCCAUACGCCCGUAACCCUGGAAGACGCUAACGUGCCGCCGAUCGUCGUCCACGGCACUUACUUCGCCUUCUGGCCCGCGAUCGUGGCGUCCGGGGGGCUGAAGCGCAUGGGCCGGCAGCACGUGCACUUCGGGACGGGGUUGCUGCCCGAGGACGGCGAGGCUGGCGGGGGUAUUAGCAGGGGAGUGGUCAGCGGCAUGCGGUCCGAUGCGGAGCUGCUUGUGUUUGCGGACGUGCAGAAGAGCCUGAGAGAGGACAGCGGGAUGAAGUGGUGGGUUAGCGCGAACGGGGUCGUGCUGACGGAUGGGAACGAGGAUGGUCUGGUGCCGCUGAAGUAUAUCAAGGAAGUUAGGGGGCGCAAGCAGGGUGUGGGCGUCUUGUGGCGCGAUGGCGAGAAGGUGGCGGAUUUGCCGCUGGAUGUUGUUGCGAGGGCGCCUGUGGGCAAGGGGAGAGGGGGUGGGGGCGCGGGCGCGGGCGCGGGAAGGGGUGGGAGAGGAGGACGGAGAGGUGGAAGGGGGGGAGGUCAGGGGGAGGUAAAGUGA